Messenger RNA from Coturnix japonica (Japanese quail), 1291 nucleotides. RefSeq names its product carbonic anhydrase 15-like. Gene Ontology annotation, cellular component: plasma membrane. The record is from RefSeq and is a predicted model, not a curated record. NCBI's taxonomy places the organism in Eukaryota, Metazoa, Chordata, Aves, Galliformes, Phasianidae. Gene Ontology annotation, molecular function: carbonate dehydratase activity; zinc ion binding.
UGUGAUGAAUAUUUAAAAGCACUGUUCAAGCUGGAGCCGAGGAUUUCUCCAGGGCUGGCAGCGCUGCAUCCCUCCCCAGCCCUGCCGCCCGCCUGGGCGCACUGCAGAGGAGGACGGGGCGUUGCAGCGGGGCUGCCAGCAAUGGGGCUGCUGGGGCUGGGGGUAACUUUUAUCACUUUGCCUCUUGUCAUCCGAGCAGCUGAGGGAGGGCAGUGGUGCUACGACUCACAGGACCCGAAGUGCGGCCCCAACCACUGGAAGGAGCUGAAGGCCACGUGUGGCGGUGACAAGCAGUCUCCUGUUAACAUCGAGCGGCGCUGGCUGCAGAGGGACAGCAGCCUCGGGGACAUCGUCUUUGAGGGCUAUGACCAGGCACCACCCGGCAAGUGGCGGCUGCUGAAUGAUGGGCACACAGUGAUGCUGAGCUUGGAGAGUGAGCCUGGUGACGAGCACAUUGCCAUCAGUGGUGGGGGCCUCCCGGGCCGAUACCGUGCACUGCAGCUGCACUUCCAUUGGGGCAGCCCAACUAGGAAUGGCUCUGAGCACACAGUGGAUGGGCAGCAGCUCCCUAUGGAGCUGCAUAUUGUCCACAUCAACACCAAGUACCGCACCCUGGGGGAGGCCAAGGGGCACCCAAGCGGGCUGGCUGUGUUGGGCUGCUUCUUCCAGGUCUCAGAAGCCCCAAACUCCAACUACAACACCAUCAUUGGGGGACUGAGGAACAUCUCCCACGCUGGGCAGGCAGUGGACCUGGCCUCCACCUUCCGCCUUGGCACGCUGCUGCCGCACGUCGCACAGCUCUCCCGGUACUACCGCUACCAGGGCUCCCUGACCACCCCCGACUGCAGCGAGGCCGUCGUCUGGACCUUGUUUGAGGAGCCCGUGGGCAUCAGCAGGGAGCAGCUUCAGGCGUUUGUCAGCUCCGUGCACUUCCCGGCCUCGGGCGCUGCGCCCUUAAAGAUGACCAACAACUUCCGACCGCCACAACCGCUCCACAGCCGCAAAGUCUUCUCGUCCCGAGAUGCCACGACCAGCUCUGGGUGCCCCCGCUGCCCCCUCGCCCUCCUGCUCCUGCUGCCCCUGCUCGGACCCUUCUCGUCCUCCCCUUAGGGCUCGGGUUCCCCGCUGUCCCUCUGCGUAGCGAUGGGGAGCUUCUGGUUUAUGGGUGAUGGUGAAAAGCAGCCGGGGCCGUCGGGUGGGUGAGGAUGUGUCAGCGCUGCUGUGUGCUCGGCCAUGGGGCUGUCAGGGCUGCAAUAAAGGUGAGCUCCUGGCCCCGUGUGCGGCCCCUGGC